AUGGCAGAAGAAGCUCUACGAUCAACAAGUCUUAAAGCAAAUUUUCAUCGCCUGACACGAUUAUUGAUGCGUGGAGGUGUGCAGCUUUUGCGGGAGACAUUAGACUCCAUUCACUCACCAGCUGAUCUCCCUUUGAAACUCGCUGACCCUGCCAUACAGGCACAGCUGAGAGGAGCACGACUUACCCGGCCAGAGUGGGUUUGUCUGAACCCAUCCCCUGGGGUAUAUGGAAAGUCCAAUGAUUUUGACAUCACAUUAAUCUUCAAGUUAUUCAGGACAAUUUGCGGCCUGACCCCUCCCCCUGGACCGAGAGGAUGGGAUGAUUUACCAAACGACUCAGACUACACUCUGGUGGCAGAUUUAGUGCGAAUAAAAUAUUUUCGAAAUGAGAUUUAUGGUCACUGUUCGACUAUGGAAAUAUCUGACAUCGAUUUUAUUCAUCUCUGGGAGGAAAUUAGUGAGGCUCUGUUAAGAAUUGCGAGAAAUAUUAGUCCUGCAAAGAGAGAUCAGUGGGACAAGUCCAUUGAUGAUCUUCUUCGUAAUCCUUUGACGCCAGAUGAGAAAAGAUGCAUUGAAGAACUAGAGACCUGGUAUAUGCGAGAUAUGGAUCUUAAAAAUGAAUUUGUAAAGCUGAGAGAGAGGCUGAGAGAGGAGCUGACAGAGGGGCUGAGAGAGGAGCUGAUAGGAGGGCUGAAAGAGGAGCUGAGACAGGGGCUGAGAGAGGAGCUGAGACAGGGGCUGAGAAAGGAACUGAGACAGGGGCUAAGAGAGGAGCUGAGGUCUCAAAGACCCGCGUGCGUAGUCAUACAGAUCAAGGACGUGGCUGGAUCCGAACCGACGUUCCUUGCACCUAAUCUAUUAUUACCUGAGCCGGAACAAGCAGCGGGAGCUGAUGACCCUGAACCAAAUAAUCCACCAGACAUAGAUGCUUGGAACGUAAUUUUAUCAUUUAAAGAAUCAGUUGAUUUAUUCUUUCGAUACUUAUCGUAUAAACUUCAUCUUCUAGUGCGUAACGACGAGGUAGGGAGCUGGCAUAUAACAGUUGAAUGCAGUUCAUUGCAAGUCCUUGAAGGAUUGUGGGAAGAUUAUCGCAGUGGUCAUCUUAAUUCAGUUGCCCAGGUAAUACUAAUAACACCACAGGUCUUGAAGAAACUUGGUCGAACUGAGCUGAAACUGACGACCUUUAUUUCUGAGGAACAGUGUGAGAAAGUAAAAAAGUUGUUACAGGCGAGCUCAGGUGAUUAUUACGAGUUUACCAACUUUGAAGUUUAA
This is a messenger RNA of Pocillopora verrucosa, 1272 nucleotides long. The record is from RefSeq and is a predicted model, not a curated record. NCBI's taxonomy places the organism in Eukaryota, Metazoa, Cnidaria, Anthozoa, Scleractinia, Pocilloporidae.